AUGCCUGUCGAACUGCGCAAACGUCCUCCUCCAAAGGAACCAGCUGCCCCUCCUCCGGCCGCAAAGCGAGGCAGCGGGAGCAGCACGGUGAAGAAGCUUGCCGGCAAGGCCAAGGCCGCCGUGACUGGGUCCGGGUCGGCCAAGGCGGCCAAAAAGACCCGUGGCCCUGCCGUGACCAACCCACCGGAGGAAGCUCCUGCUCCCACCUCCUCUGUCAUCGUCCCCGAGGUCGUCCCGGCCACCGCAGGCGUCGGCGAGGAGUCCAAAGAGGAGCCUCCGACGGCGAAUGGGAGUGCUGUCCAGGGCAAGGCAACUACCUCCGGCAAGCUCAGCGUGGGCGACAAGAUUGAUCUAGAGGGCUUUGGGGGCACGGUGCAGACGCACGAUGGUACGAGCGUGACAGUGAAAGAAUUGAUCGAGAAGAGCGGCGCCGGCAUCGUCAUCUUUACGUAUCCGAAAGCGAGCACGCCCGGUUGCACGAAUCAAGCUUGCCUCUUCCGAGACAACUACGCGCCCAUCACAGGUGCAUCGCUCGCAGUCUAUGGACUGAGCUCAGACAGCCCCAAGUCAAACACGACCUUUGCGACGAAACAGAAGUUGCCGUACCAGCUUUUGUGUGACCCGAACAAUACUCUCACAUCCGCCAUUGGGAUGAAAAAGCCAGGCCCCAGCAAAUCCGCCACCCGCGGUGUGGUCGUCAUUGAUAAACAAGGGACUCUCCGCCUCUGGGAGCAAGCCGGCCCUGCCAAGACGCUCGAAGCAGUCUUGGAAUAUAUCAAAACCCAGGGUAUGACUGAGACCGGCGCUCCAGCGGCAGUUGCCGCACCGCCCGCGGAGGACCCGGUUGCGUCGGAGGAGGCAGCGAAGCUGGCAGAUCCAGAUACCAAGAUGGACGAGGUGCCGCUGGUCAGGACGCCGAGCAAAUCCGAGCAGGAUGCCGCUGAGACAGCCGCAGAGGUGGGCGAGACGGCGGCGAAGAUUGAUUCUGCUGCGGGAGAAGCGAAUGCAUGA
Messenger RNA from Fonsecaea erecta, 1011 nucleotides. RefSeq lists its product as hypothetical. The record is from RefSeq and is a predicted model, not a curated record. Gene Ontology annotation, biological process: cellular response to oxidative stress; cell redox homeostasis. The coding region runs from base 1 to 1011 and encodes 336 amino acids. The transcript has 3 exons. NCBI's taxonomy places the organism in Eukaryota, Fungi, Ascomycota, Eurotiomycetes, Chaetothyriales, Herpotrichiellaceae. Gene Ontology annotation, cellular component: cytoplasm. Gene Ontology annotation, molecular function: thioredoxin peroxidase activity.